This is a messenger RNA of Nicotiana attenuata, 2582 nucleotides long. RefSeq lists its product as uncharacterized. The annotation marks the transcript as partial. The transcript has 3 exons. The record is from RefSeq and is a predicted model, not a curated record. NCBI's taxonomy places the organism in Eukaryota, Viridiplantae, Streptophyta, Magnoliopsida, Solanales, Solanaceae.
GAGAUGGACCUCGAUAACAUCAAAUCGAACCUUCUUGCUUUGAGGCAAUUGUAUGGUCUUUUGCGAAAUGAUGGAGAUGGUCUUUCAAAGUUGACCUCUGAUGGUUUGGAUUAUGAAGCACGAGUCAUGUUAAAGAAUUUACUCGAUACUACAACCAAUGAUGUUCUUAAGGCUCAUUCCGAGAUCAUAGCACGUCAGGCGCGUGUGCACAGCUUACCUCAGCCUCAGCACCUGGUUGACACAGCGAAUCAACGGUCCCUUGCUUUAUCAGACCUAUCAAAAUCUUCAGCUGUUAUUCAAAGUUGUGGAAGAGAGCUGGUUGUCAUGGAUUCUACUUUAUCUACAGAGAAGCAGGAAUCUAUCAUGCCGAUUACUCAGACAGCUUACACACAGCCACCACAGUUUAGCUUCAGUGCAAGUGAAUCUGGAAAUAAAAGAAAAUUUUGCAGAAUUUGCAAGCGUCCAAAAUUUGAAAAGCCGUUUAUUCCUUGUAUACAGACCGAAUCUUCUGAAAAAGAAGCUCCAUGUUCUACAAAGGUCGUGGCAUUGCAAGAACAGCAGAAUAGUCUUUUCGCUAAUUUUUCUUGGGAUAUUCAACAAGAAGCAUUGCAAUCCGGAAACACUGGAAGUGCAAACGCGAAUGAAGUUCUCGAUCUCCAUCACAUCUCAAAUGGUGCACAAACAGUGGAUCUUUCACAAUCCAUGCAUGAGUUAUCUGGUGUGGUAAGAAGGGUGCCCGAUGGGGACCAUGACUUCUCAACCGAAACUAAUGAUGUCAUCAAACAACUCGAGUCGCACAUUUCAGCCUUGCAAAUGGAUGCUGAGAACCUGGUUCUUGCUGAUAAACAUGCAGCUGAGCAUAAAAUCAAACCGAUAACUGUUUUUGUGCCACAAGCAGAGUUAGCUACUCCUAUCAAGAAGAUACAAGGAGACACAAGUUCAUUGUAUUCAGGAUAUGUUGUUCCGCCUACCGGAAUGCAAAAAAUUUCAGCAGAUCAAUUGCCCAAGCCUCUCGAGUCAAGUAGUUACCAGCCAAAUCAGUCGAGACAACAAAAGAUAGUAGCAAACACCUUCUCUUCUGAGGAAUAUGAUACUUCUAAAAUGCUAGACUUAGUCGAAGAGAAUCAGUGGCAGAUACAGAAAGAGCACUCAAUUAAUGUUCAGUCAAAGAAUCAAAAUGAUUGUACUUCAGUACAGAAUCCUUAUGCUGACCGUUAUUGUUCCCAACAAGACCAACAGAAUAUGGAAAUUGGGCUCACUGCUUUGCCUGCAAUGUUGGUCAUCCCGAACCAGAACCAGAUGCCUUCAAACGAGAAAACAGGUCGGCUAGGACCAAAUGCAGCAGAUAUUUUCAGAAACAACGUACAUACUCAAGGAUUGAUUGAUUACGGGAGCAAGUUAACUUGGUCGGGGGCAUAUGAGAGCAGAAUGGAUUCACCUUAUUCACAGCAGGCAAUAAUGAGGCGGUCAGUAUUGAAUCACAAGCAAGGUCAAUUCGCCCCAUCCCAAAGCUCUUAUGUAGACUUGGACAAAAAGCCUAGUAAACAUCUGAAAAAUAAUAAUCACAUGAAACGACUGAGGAGGAGGCAUUUACAUGGACAUGAAUCAGAGGUUUCACGCUCAAGCUCGCCAUAUUCUUCCAGCGGGACAGAUUUGCAGCAGACAAGCACUUACAGUAGUGAGAGAGAUCAUCCCUUGCCAAGGCAGGUUCGAACCAAGAUGCAUUUAUCUGACGAAACAAGCAGCUAUGGAGGAAAUGAAUUAUAUAGUCGGAGAGACAGUAGUCAAACUGAGUACACGGUCAGCUCAAGCUGCAGUUCGACCGAGGGUUACUCAUCUCCAAUUGGUAGUGAAAGGGCUCGUGAAAUGAUUUCUGCAAGUAAAAGUGAGAGAGAGAUAUCCUCAUCACUUGAUGGUUCGGGGUCUAACCAUCUUGAAGAACCCUCUUACUACUCAGCAGAUUCUUCCUCAAGGAAGUCAAGUCCUGCGCGUGUCUACAAGUCUGCUAACUCAAGAAAAUCAAAGAAGAAUAAUGGAAGAUGGAAGAAGUUGAAAGACAAGCUAGCGAUAGUUUUUCACCAUCACCACCACCACCACCACCAUCACAGUAAGGAUGGUAAAGGCAAGGAGAGAAAAACAUCAUUAUUGAGGCAGAGAGGAAAAAGGUUCAAUGGCCACUAUUCUACAAGCAAAGAUGAAACAUUUGGAGAAAAGGCAUUGGAAAAGUUUGGGAAGUCAGCGAUCGACAAACAAGCCGGUAAAAAGCAGCAAGGGGGCCAAUUUCAGACCCUUGCGCAGGGGCUGAUACGACAUAUCCAGCAUUCGAAGAAGCCAAAACAUAGCAGCAGUAGACAAGUAGACAAAGGACCACAUACCAAUACGAAGGUGAAUAGCAAAUUUCAUUGGUGGCAAUUACUACAGCAUCACAGAGGUAUGAAUAAAUCACCUGCCAUGUUAGGAGCUGGCAAUAAGAAAGGGCAUUCAAAAGCCUUUUCCAAGAAGAAAUGAGGCACCUGAAAUUGCACUCUGGUGAUAUUACCUGUGAAUAAGAGCACAAGUUCUUGACAACACAACAGGAGAUG